Molecule: messenger RNA, 6588 nt
Organism: Alosa sapidissima (American shad)
Lineage: Eukaryota; Metazoa; Chordata; Actinopteri; Clupeiformes; Clupeidae
Gene: clockb
Product: clock circadian regulator b
Exons: 23
Coding region: 669-3434 (921 amino acids)
Biological process (GO): regulation of transcription by RNA polymerase II; circadian regulation of gene expression
Cellular component (GO): cytoplasm; CLOCK-BMAL transcription complex; nucleus
Molecular function (GO): DNA-binding transcription factor activity, RNA polymerase II-specific; E-box binding; protein dimerization activity
Source: RefSeq, a predicted model, not a curated record
CUACGCUGGUCACUGGCCUGGUCGAUGUAACCUAUUAGGCUACAUUACAACACAGUGCAAAACGUGAGGCGCUCACGAGAGGGAUGUUUCCCGUGGUAUUUCAUUUCUAAGUUAGUCAUAGCCUACCAUCAACUCAUGAGUAGGCCUAUGAUCGAUGUUUGCAACAGUUGGUUUGAUUCUCAUGUUAGGAUACCAAGAUUCUUGUUCGUACUAUUGAGGCAUGUAGGCUACCCUUGAGUCCUGCGUUUGUCAAAUAGUGCGCCCUACUGUCACCAUUGCGCAUGACUGGAAAAUGCAGAGAGAAGUGGGCCUACUGUUUUGAGAAGAAGUCUUUUGCAGCCCCGGAUCAAAAUAAUCAACGACGUUAGGGUAUUAGAAGAAUACCAUUCGACCUCAAGUUCCAAGGAAUUUGCUGUCCCAUGGUCUCUUGAGAAGACAGAUGUUGCUAAGUGGUAACAUUAAAGAAAUAAUGUAACGUUAAGCGUCUGCUCUUGAGGUCUGAUAUGCCUACGUUAAUUCAGUAAUGGAAAAGCAGCCGGAAUGUUUGGCAGUAAUCUAUUCUACCUGAAGUCAAGUAGGCUACUAGCCCUAACCUAAGGUGGAGUGGGACAUCUCAAGAAAACACACACGCUGCAGCUGCCUAGUGGAUAUUGUUGAAGAGGUUGUUGAUGUGUGUCCAUGUAGGCACUGCUGCAAAUGUCUUCCUCACGCCUCAAGAGUCUUCCUCCAUAAAGGCAGUCCUGAAGCAACUCAAGAUGACCGCAAGCAUUGACAGCAGGGAUGAUGUUUUUGAUGGGUUGAUGGAGGAAGAUGAAAAGGAUAAAGCAAAACGAGUUUCCAGAAACAAGUCCGAAAAGAAGCGCAGAGACCAGUUCAAUGUGCUCAUCAAGGAGCUGGGCGGCAUGCUGCCGGGAAACACGCGCAAGAUGGACAAGUCCACCAUCCUGCAGAAGAGCAUCGACUUCCUCCGCAAGCAUAAAGAAAUUGCAGCUCAGUCUGAGUCCAGUGAGAUUCGUCAGGACUGGAAGCCGCAGUUCCUCAGCAACGAGGAGUUUACACAACUCAUGCUAGAGGCUCUGGAUGGGUUUUUCUUAGCAAUAAUGACAGACGGAAAUAUCAUUUAUGUAUCUGAGAGUGUUACUUCCCUAUUGGAACACCUGCCUUCCGACCUGGUGGACCAGAACCUCCUGAACUUCCUGCCCGAGGGGGAACACUCCGAGGUGUACAAAGCCCUCUCUUCCCACCCCGAGGGGGACAGCCUGAGCCCAGAUUACCUCAAGACCAAGAAUCAGAUGGAGUUCUGCUGCCACAUGCUGAGGGGCAGCAUCGACCCCAAGGAGCAGCCGGUCUACGAAUACGUCAAGUUCAUCGGCAGCUUUAAAUCGCUGCAUACUGGUAACACUCCUCUGGUGACCAGGAACGGCUUGGAGGGCGUGCUGCAGCGGGCACUGCGACCGGCCUUUGAUGACCAAGUGUGUUUCAUAGCAACGGUGAAGUUGGUCAAGCCGCAGUUUAUCAAGGAGAUGUGCAUCGUGGAAGAGCCGAAUGAAGAAUUUACCUCCAGACACAGCCUGGAGUGGAAGUUCCUCUUCCUGGAUCACAGGGCCCCUCCUAUCAUAGGGUAUCUCCCGUUUGAGGUGUUGGGGACAUCAGGCUAUGAUUACUAUCAUGUGGAUGACCUGGAAGCCCUGGCCAAAUGUCACGAGCACUUGAUGCAGUAUGGGAAGGGGAAGUCCUGCUACUAUCGCUUCUUGACCAAAGGGCAGCAGUGGAUCUGGCUGCAGACGCAGUACUACAUUACCUAUCAUCAGUGGAACUCCAGGCCAGAGUUCAUUGUCUGCGUGCAUACAGUCGUCAGUUAUGCUGAGGUGAGGUCGGAGAGACGUCGAGGGAUGGGCAUCGAAGAAUCCCCACCUGAGAUUACUGACAAGCAGAAUCAGGACUCUGGCUCCGAGUCACAGCUGAACACAUCCAGUCUGAAGGAGGCGCUAGAGCGGUUCAGCCACAGCCGCACGCCGUCCACUUCCUCCCGGAGCUCUCGCAAGUCUUCCCACACUGCCAUCUCCGACAACACCUGUGGCUCCACGCCUUCCAAGAUACAGCUGGACACCACCUCUCCGCACCCUGCUGCCCCAUCCACCAUUGAGAUGUCCUCCCAGCGCCGGUCUUCCAUCAGCAAUCAGUCCAUGUGCUCCCAGACCACAGCCCAGAGUGCAACACCACCUCUGGGGGCGCAGCAGCAGCAGCAGCAGCAGCAGGCACCGCAGCAACAACAGCAACAGGCACAGCCCGCUGUGCAGUUCACGGCCCAGCUGAACGCCAUGCAGCACCUGAAGGACCAGCUGGAGCAGCGCACGCGCGCCAUCGAGGCCAACAUCCAGAAGCAGCAGGCGGAGCUGCGGCAGAUCCAGGAACAGCUGCACCGCGUGCAGGGCACGGGGACGCAGGUAUGCCAACCAGUGAUGUUCCUGCAGCAGUCGCCAUCGGGUGGUCUGAAUGUGCAGCUGGCCCCGGGCGGUGCCACCAUGCUGGGAGCAGCGGGUACUCAGACAGGCGUGCUGACCAUCCAGCCCGGCCAGCAGCAGAGCGUCAGUAGCUCCGAGCAGGCGGUCGCAGUCCAGCAGCAGCAGCAGCAGCAACAACAGCAGCAGCAGCAACAACAACAACAACAACAACAACAGCAGCAGCAGGCUGCAGCUUCCCAGCAACAGCAGCAGGCCCUCGCACAGACUCAGCGUGCAUCCCAGGGUGCCUUGCCCACUCCGCUAUACAACAUGAUGAUUUCACAGCCUGGCUCUGCCAACGUGAUGCCCAUAGCAACCACCCUGGCACACAACAGCUCCCAGGGGGGCACCACCAUCACCACCUUCACCCAGGACCGACAGAUCAGGUUUCCAGCUGGCCAGCAGCUGGUCACUAAGCUAGUGACGGCGCCCAUGGCGUGCGGUGCGGUCAUGGUGCCCACCACCAUGUUCAUGGGGCAGGUAGUGACUGCCUACAGCCCCUUCCAGCAGAGCCAACCCCAGGCCAUCACGCUUCAGCAGCAGCCGCAGCCAGGCCAGACGCAGGUCGACUCGCAGACGCAGGCUGCCCAGGGCCAGGCCGCGCAGUCAGGAGUCGCUCAGCAGCAGCAGCAGCAGGCGCAGUUCCUACAGGUAAACAACAAAGGGCAGCAGCAGCAGGCGCAGUUCCUACAGGGGACCCGUCUGCUCCACGGUAACCAGUCUACUCAACUCAUCCUGCAGGCAGCUUUCCCCAUUCAGCAGCAGGGCACCUUCACUACUACCACCACCACGCAGCAGCAACCCCAGCAACAACGUCAACAACAACAACCACAGCAGCAGCAGCACCGUCAACAACAAUUGAAGCCUCAGACUCAAAAGCAACAGAAAACCCUGUCCAAUCACCGGACUGAUGGUGCAAACGGCCAAUAACGAUAAACCAAAGGGUGGGCUUUCAUCAUCUCAGGAGCCAGUCAAACUGACCUCCUGAGUUUGUUUUUGCCCUCUUCUGGUCCAGUGAUUGGAGUGUGUGUGUUUUUAUUGUUAAUCGUCCUGAGAAGCUCAGUAUUGUUACAGGACCACAGAUAUUUUCAUGAUUUCUAGCUUUCCACAAUUGAAUCAUGGGUAAGAGGAGAAAUCCUGGCGUUCAAAGGAACUCGCUGCUGUGCCCAUCACGAAAUCGAACACUGCACAGGACCCUACCCUCCAACUCCUCCCUACCCACCCCUGACAUUACCAUGGUAACAGUUUGGCUGGGUUCCUCCACUUCCUUCAUCAGCUUUCAAUCAAAGGUGUCUGUUUUUUUUUUUUUUUUUAAAGAAAUAGUAAUAAUUAUUUAUUCAAAUGGGAAAAAAAAAAAAAAACAUUUUGCUGGUUGUCAUCUUCACCAAAACCUCAGAAGAAGGCUGCUGUGUCUGGAUUCUUAUGUGCACCUAAGAGCUUUGACUGACCAGUGGACGUCAAAUGGACUUGGACUCCCUGUACAGUCCCUAUGUAACAUAACCUGUAAAUAUCCCCACAUAAAGGAACAACAGAAGCGAGUAUUUUAUAAGAUGCAUGACCAGUGUAAACUUUUAUUCCUAGUUUUUGUUUUGAUUUUGAUUAUUAUUUUUUUAAUGUUCUUGUAUUGUUCUAAACAGGGGGGAGGGGAUUGCCUUUUUUAUUUUAAUCUAGAGUUUCUUCAGACUGGUCCAUAGGGAUUCUUGAGAGUGUGUCACAGUUUGUUUAAUACAGAGAAUUUAGGAUUUAAUGGAACACUUGCGCAACUUCCAUAGACAUUAUUUUUCCUUAUAGGUAUGUUAAUGUAAUAGCAUACAGUUAACCCUCCUGCUAGAGGAACCUUAGGUUAAAAAUGCUUGAAUAUACCUGUCAAAAUUUCAUCUCUAUACAAUGAAGUGCCAACAGGUGAACUAGUAUGAACUUUCUGCUGUGUUUUUGAAGCUACCUGUUAAAUAGUUAGCGUUGGUGUUCAUGCCUGCCACCUCCCCCGGUGCCUCCGCCUGAUGUACCUUCCCCCAUGUUGCCUCUGCCCGUUGAGAGCCAGGCCACACACUUCUUUUGGGGCCUGUCCAGCUUAUCAGCUGGGAACCGUCAGUCACUGACCUUUUGCUCCUUGAACCCCAGUGCGUCUCCUGCCUGGUGGUGGAGAUACCUGAGACUGGGGAUCUGUUUGUCUGGCUGCUGACGCCCCAAGGGCCCUUUAGGCCCUUUUAAAUUGUAAAUUUAACUGGCUUCGGUCAAGUGUUUAUUGUUGCUAGGUUACAGUCGUUGUGAGAGAAGUGACAUUGACGAGCCCAGCGCUGUUCUGAAAGUUGAAUAGAGUUAAACUUUAAGCACUCUAAGCGCUGCGGAAAAAAAACUGCCGGCGUCGGCGAAAAAAACGUGAUUGUUGGACACAGGCCCUAAAACAUGCUUCCUCACGUUCUGUGUUGACAGAUUUUCUGAAAUACUCACCCCAGGAUAAUGUUUGUAUGUAAGCACUUAUAAUUGUCGGAGCACUUGGAUCUGUGUGUGUGUGUGUGUCUGUGUCUGUGUGUGUGUGUGUGUGUGUGUGUGAGCGCAAGCGAAAGAAAGUGAGAACGUUCUUCCAGCCCAGGUGUCUUACAUAACUUGCUAAUGAUAUUGACGCUCCGUGGUACGCAUGUUUCUCCGUGUCUCUCAGGUAUAGGAAUACACACAGUCUGUACUCAGCUCUGCCCUGGGCAAAGGAUUUGAUAGGAUUUGAGUGAGGGAAGAAGGAGGUGGGGCCAGAGCAGCCUCCGCUUCCCCCACUGCUGCACAGCUACAGUAAGCCAUAUCUAAUGCACGCCUUGGUGUCAGUUGGAUCUUACCCUAUGCUUUUUGAGGCGCGUGUGUGUAGUGUGUGUGUGUGUGUGUGUGUGUGUGUGUACAGUGUGGUUUGAGUCUUUGUGUUUGUAUGCGUAUGGUGUACAGUGUGUAGUUUUCCAUUUGGGAGGAUGUCUGCACAUUACAGUUAAACUUAUUUGUGCAACACGAUUGUGUGUGUGCACACGUCAUUUGAAUGCAACGUUGUGAGAGCUUCAACAUAUAGAUACUGUGUGUGUGUGUGUGUGUUGGGAGGAUGUAAAUGAGCAUGAGUGUGGAUGGUUUGUGAUGUCAUUAUCACACAGGGGUUCACCAUGUGUUACUCCUGGCGAUAACCAAUCAGUUCUUGCUUUGCAGUAAACAAACCAUUCUAGAGACCUCUUCGGCUAGGUUAGAUGCUUACCUCUGUCUCAAACAUAAUCCUUAUUGUUGGAAACAUUUUUUAUAUAAUGGAAAUCAGAACCUACUUUAUUUUCUUACGGCUGAAGGAGUUUUAAUUGUGCAGGGAAUAGAUAGUGUGGGCAAAGAAGACCGUCACUGUUGAGCUGAAGUGGUUUGUCAGAAGAGAGACAAAAAAGAGUGUAGUUAAACAAGCUGUGACACUCAGGCUUGAUUGAACGAUCUACUUCCAAAUAUGACCUUCCUUCUUUUAAAACCAUCCCCUUGUUUACUUCUGUGUUGUUGAUGUUAUUGUUGGUGUUGCUACUAUUGUUGUUGGUUGGUGUUUUUAUUUUUAUCUGUUUGUUUUCAUGGACAAUGCAUUUAUUAUUCAGUGGUGUAUUCCUCAAACACAGAUGUCACUCAAGUGCAGCACCCCUCCAAAAUGUAUGCCAAGUAUAUGGAUGGACUGAGUCAUGUCUCUAAUGCUCAACAUGCCCCAUCAAAUCUCCAAAGUUCUGCAGAGUUUUCUUGUGGAACAGGUAAGAGGGAAGGUGUGAAUUGUGCAGAAAUCCCAUGGAAGGAGAGCUGGAGGUUUCUCACUGGCUUUUCAGCCUUAUUCAGAACAAUGAACAUGUUCAUUUUGUCAUCAUUGAUACUGUAUGUAAACAACAUGAGUGUUUUUGAGAUGUUCUAUGGUGCUACACUACAGUAUAAAGUGUGUCAUUGAAGUAUGCUUACAAAAAAAAUAAUUUCACAAUGGUGUCUCAAAUGAAAUAUCAUCACAUAAUUUUGCAACAGUUUCGUAGACGAGUUUGCCAAUAACCUCUGCCCCUUAUUAAUAUUCAAUAUUAAAAUAAACAAUACAACAAACUAUAUGUAA